AAAAGAAAGAGAGAGAUGGAGAAACAGGUAACUGGGAUGAAAGAAGGCAGAUAUCUGGCUCUUACAGAGGAACAGACCAGAGACACCGCGCGCGUGGUGUUAACAGGCUGCGCGCGCGCGCGGUGUCUCUGAGCAGCAGGUGUAAACAUGCCGGAGCCUCCGGGUUCCUCUAGGCAGGAAAAGAAAAAGUACAACGCAACCAUCCAGCGUGUAAGCUGUAUUUUAAAUACGUACACUGACGUCAAACUGCCAAUCAUUCCAGUAUCAUUGGACGUCACUCACUACGUCACAGUGCUGCGGUUUUUACUGAUCUCACAAACAGCCGCCACAGAGGUAAAUCCAGCGACGUGUUUCUUUCCGGAGUCGCAUCUCGUGGAUUAACGAGACUGAAAAUCAGCGGUCGUUCCUCCCAACGCAGCGGCCCGUUCCCAGCAUGCAUCACUGCCUCCUCCCUACAUCUGCAGGUUAAACCAGCUGGUGCCAGUUCUGUUCAGCUGAAUGUGACCUCGGUUCCGGCGGUCCAAACAAACCUGUUUGUUUUCUUUCGGACCGGCAGCACCAGCACUGGUCCUCUGAUAAUGGUUCUCCUCCUGUUCUGGUUCUGGAUGUGGUUCUGCUGGUCACCAUGCAGGUCUCUCAGGUCAGUACCGGUCUGUUCCUCAGCAGUCUGGACGCGGCUCUGAACCGUGGCAUGCUGGAGGCCCGGAACGUGACGCUGGUUGUCAACGCCAGCGGCCUCAUGGACGUCUCGUACCCACCGGUCUGCGGGCUGCAGGUUCUACAGGUUCCCAUCCAGGACCGACCCGACGCCCCCCUCAGGGACUUCUUUGGCUCUGUAUCUGAACGGAUCCAACAGAACCAGACGGGGACCACACUGGUCCACUGCACUGCCGGCAGGAGCCGCUCCCCGACUCUGAUAAUGGCCCACCUGAUGAGGUCUGAAGGUCUCAGCCUCCGAAGGGCCCAUGAGCUGGUACUAGAGCAGCGGCCGUUCAUCCGGCCCAACGCCGGGUUCUGGAGGCAGCUGAUGGACUACGAGGCGGUUCUGUUGGGUCGAAACACGGUGAGGAUGACAAGGACCAGUGCUGGGGUUCUGCCUGAGGCCCUGCCCGACCCAGAGAACCCAAACAGCGUCACAGCGUACUGCAUCAAUGUAUGACCCCGAUACGGGUCGGUCCAGACCAGACAGAACCAACCAGAAUAAAUGGAUCAAACCAGAGCAGACAGAACUGACCGGUCCAGCCCAGAACCUCUGAUUUAUCCAGAAUAACCAGAGACCAGAAACGUUACAUCUGAAUAAAUAAA
Melanotaenia boesemani (Boeseman's rainbowfish) is the source of this 1305-nucleotide messenger RNA. RefSeq names its product dual specificity protein phosphatase 14. NCBI's taxonomy places the organism in Eukaryota, Metazoa, Chordata, Actinopteri, Atheriniformes, Melanotaeniidae. The transcript has 3 exons. Gene Ontology annotation, cellular component: cytoplasm. Bases 626 to 1159 code for a protein of 177 amino acids. Gene Ontology annotation, molecular function: MAP kinase tyrosine/serine/threonine phosphatase activity. Gene Ontology annotation, biological process: protein dephosphorylation. The record is from RefSeq and is a predicted model, not a curated record.